CAGUUGUGGAUUCUGCGAUAAAAUGGAUGAAAAUACAUCUGAGCUUGAAUUUAGUGGGUUAAUUUCAUUUGAGUUCAGUGAAUCCGCAAAUGUCGAUGAGAUUUGUGGGGUUUUUUGAGACAUGGUCAUCCGCCGCAAUUGAUACCUUGCUUAAAAAUCCAUUGUUUACGCCUUAUUUAGAGUAUUAUUUUCUGUUUAUGUUUUUUAACAUUUUAUUUUUGUUUUGAUUUAUUUUUCAUCAUGCUAAUUUAUAGUACAAGAUGAAUAUUUAAAAAAUUUUCAUCUCUUUCUUUUAAUUUUCACGACAACGUAAAACCAAACACUAUAAAUUGACAAAAAAAUAAUCCCGGCCAAACAUGAAAAAUUGCAAAUUACUCUACAUAUUUCCAUCUAAUUCAUCCUGCUAAUCCUGGAUCGAACUACCAUUAUCAAAAUUCUUAUUGUUCAACGUCUGCGACGGCGACUGAAGAGAAAGCAGAGAUCAGUUUACAUUCGUCCCAUAUUUCUGAAGCGUGACAAUGACGGCGAACAGCAGUUGGUCAUGGAUCUUCGAGAUGACCCCUACUAUAAUUUCCGAUACUUUAGGAUGAGCAAAGAAAAUUUCGAUACCAUUUUGGACUUGGUGACCCCAAUGAUCUCGCAUCCGGCUAAUCACAUUCGUCCUAUAUCACCUCUUCAAAGAUUGGAUUGGCAAUAACAUUGAGGUACCUCGCCACAGGAAACUCUCAAAUUUCUCUUGCAAUGAGCUUCCGUGUAUCGCCUUCUUCUGUGUGCGGAAUUAUUAGAGAAACUCUUGCAGCAAUUAAUCAAGCAUUGAAGUCAGAUUAUUUGCCCACCCCCACCGCAUCUACUUGGAUAAAUAAUGAAAACCAAUUCAGAACAAAGUGGAAUUUUCCUCAUCCUUGUGGAUCAUUGGAUGGCAAACACAUCCGAAUCAAGUGUCCUUCGGCAUCGGGGUCCCUGUAUUUCAAUUACAAGACUUAUUUUUCAAUCGUCUUGAUGGCCCUGUCAGAUGCAGAUUUCAAGUUUACAGCCGUAGAUAUUGGGUCGUACGGAUCUGAGUCAGAUGGAGGAAUUCUGGCAAAAUCCCACAUUGGACGCAAGAUUUCCAGCGACACUUUCAACCUUCCAUCGCCACAACCACUAUCCAAUACUGGUACUCCUCUGCCCUAUGUUUUUCUAGGAGAUGACGCUUUUCCGCGGCGGCACAACUUGCUGAAACCAUACAAAGGAAACUUCCUGCAAAAGACGGACCGAGUCUUCAACUAUAGGCUUUCAAGAGCUCGAAUGACCGUUGAAAAUUCCUUUGGAAUAAUGGCUGCACGAUGGAGGAUUUUCCAUUCGGUGAUUGAAGCGGAUGUGGACCUCGUGAAGCAAAUUACGUUGUCGGCCGUAAUUUUACACAAUUAUCUAAUGAAUAAGAAAGACUUCAACAAUAUUACUCCUGAUCGAUUUGAGGAUGGAAGAGUUCAGCAUGGGAACUGGCGUGAUACUGUUCAGAAUGAUAACGGGAUGAUACAAAUACCAAGGCAAGGCACCAACAACUACACCCAGUAUUCAGCUCAGGUCAGGAACCACUUUCGAGACUAUUUUAAUAGUGAGGAUGGACCACUGAGCUGGCAAGAUCAUCAUGUUGACGCGGGGGGUAGAUGAUUUUCUAUUAUGUUGUAUUAUAUUGUUAUAAUCUUUUUGAGUGCAUUGAUUUGUAAAUUAUUUUGAGCAGUUUUUAUUUCACCACAUCUUGAAAUAAACUACAAAUACAAAUUUUGGAUAUGCAACAUA
Molecule: messenger RNA, 1782 nt
Organism: Folsomia candida
Lineage: Eukaryota; Metazoa; Arthropoda; Collembola; Entomobryomorpha; Isotomidae
Product: protein ALP1-like
Exons: 3
Coding region: 742-1653 (303 amino acids)
Source: RefSeq, a predicted model, not a curated record